Messenger RNA from Pseudozyma hubeiensis SY62, 624 nucleotides. RefSeq lists its product as hypothetical. The coding region runs from base 1 to 624 and encodes 207 amino acids. NCBI's taxonomy places the organism in Eukaryota, Fungi, Basidiomycota, Ustilaginomycetes, Ustilaginales, Ustilaginaceae. The record is from RefSeq and is a predicted model, not a curated record. The transcript has a single exon.
AUGGCGCUUACUUUCGCCCUCAUGUUCUCUGCUCCCCUGCUUCGUUACGGCUGGACUCUUCUCGGCAACGUUUGGACCGAAACAAAGGAGUUGAUCAAUUUGACCGUUGGCAUCCUGUCUCCUGGCGUCCUACUCUCCUCGGCCGUCUUUUAUAUUCGCACGCGCAAAGAACGACCGCAGCUUCCACGCAAGCACAUUUCUACUACGACGAUCGUUGGAGUGCUUGCUUCAUUCGUGAUCGGAACUGCCUCUCUCGCCGCCCAGAUCUCCGACACUCAAUGGUGGCGUCCUGUGCCGUUGUUUUGGUCAUCCGUACCACCCCUGGUCGCUCAGCAUACUGCAUUCAUCGUUCUGGCGAUAGCUGCCACAGACGACAACAGUCGCAUAUACUGGCACACGUUUGUCUUGGGCCUCUUCACGCUUCCUCUCUGGGCUUACCUGUCAUUUGAGACUUAUCGCCUGGUUCUUGAUAGCGACAGCGGCUCUGCCUGGUACGCGGCCGCGGCUGGGGGUUUGGCCCUAUCCACCUUUAGCAGCUUCAUGGUCAACGUGUAUUCGACUUCGUAUUUUGCCGACGAUCGCAGGCAUACGACUGACUCUGUCAAGCCCAAAGCCUUGAUGUGA